Teleopsis dalmanni is the source of this 684-nucleotide messenger RNA. RefSeq lists its product as uncharacterized. NCBI's taxonomy places the organism in Eukaryota, Metazoa, Arthropoda, Insecta, Diptera, Diopsidae. The annotation marks the transcript as partial. The transcript has a single exon. The record is from RefSeq and is a predicted model, not a curated record.
AUGCAAAUAUCGUUAAACAACAUCGUAAAGCGUGCACUGGCAGCUGGUCUGUCAAUCAAUAUCACCAAAACCAAGUCUAUGCGUCUCAAUUCAAACUGCUCAACGAAGUUUCAACUAGAUGACUCCUACAUCGAAGAAGUACAAAGUUUCUGCUAUCUGGGAAGCUACAUUUCGAACAACGGCGGCAGUCGGCAAGACAUUCAGCACAUGCUAUCGAAAGCGAAGCAAGCGUUUGGAACCCUUAACAAAAUCUGGCGUUCAUCCAACAUUACACAACGCACUAAGAUACACCUGUACAAUGCAAACGUAAAAUCAACUUUACUAUAUGGUAGUGAGAGUUGGAACCUAACGGCAAGAGACGCACAACAGCUACAAGCCUUUGUCAAUCACUGUCUACGACGCAUCCUUCAUGUAUUCUGGCCAGCAACCAUAACCAAUAAUGAGCUCGGGUUUAGAACGAAUCAGCCUCUUAUAACUGAUGAAAUAAUGAUGCGCAAAUACAAAUGGCUUGGCCAUACGUUAAGAAAACCCGCUGAUGAUAUCGCAAGAAAUGUCUUAGAUUUCAACCCUCAAGGCAGUAGAAGACCAGGGCGUCCGCGCAAUACUUGGAAACGACAAACUGAAGCCGAAUUAAGAAAUGCUGGAAAGAGCUGGAGUGAAACAAAACGUCUUGCAUUAGAUAGA